GUUAAAUUGAAAGUAGUGUAAACUACGUUGAGCUAAAUGUAUUUUACUGCGUUUAUCGUGUGCGUUUUUGCUGUUGGACUUGAAGGUCUCCGUGUCCAUGGUCCCUCGGGUCCGGUUGUGGCCCAGCUGGGAGGUUCGGUUCUCCUGCCAUGCUUUGUUGAAAGCCCACUGCCUCUGGAAGGUCUGCAGGUGGAAUGGAGAAAGAUGGAUUCAGAUUCUCUAGUCGGUCUCUUCCAACAAGGAAAAAGUCGACCAGAUCUCCAGAGUCAGGGGUUUAGAGGCAGAAUGGACUUUUUUCCACAAGAGAUCACAAAAGGGAACUUCUCCAUCUUACUCAAAAAUGUGGUUGAAGAAGACGCUGGAGGUUACAGAUGUAAAGUAAAUACAGCCCAAGACUCCAGUGAGGUCAUAAUAGAAGUAUAUCAUAUCAGGGGUCUUGUGGUGACCGGGGCAGACCAAAACAUCUUUGCCUCUAAGGGUGAGGAUGUCAUACUGAACUGUUCUGUAGAUUCACGUGUACCAGCCAGUGAGAUCGAAGAAGUGACCUGGAAGAGGAAAGACAAAGACCCAGAGAUCCUCGUCCUAUUAUAUCAAGACAAUGAGAUUUUCCCAGACUCCUCACAUGAGAGUUAUCACGGGAGAGUUGAUUUAUUUUCUUUUGAAAUCCCGAAUGGAAACUUCUCUUUAAAACUAAUGGAUGUAAAGAUGGAAGAUAAAGGAGAAUUCACAUGUGAGGUCCACACCAGGAACAUAUCAGGACGAACCACUGUGGUUCUUCAAGGUGUAGGUUUUGCUGCAGUCCAUAUAGCGAUAUUGGUGUUGUGCUCUUUUGCACUGUUAAUUGCAGUGGGAUUUUGUGGACCUGUUUGUAUCCUUCUAAGAAAGAAAGGUAUUCACCAGACAUAGUUCAUUAAAAAUAUAUUUUUCUCAUUAAAAUAUCU
Messenger RNA from Tachysurus fulvidraco (yellow catfish), 941 nucleotides. RefSeq names its product butyrophilin-like protein 2. The coding region runs from base 37 to 906 and encodes 289 amino acids. The transcript is spliced from 4 exons. Gene Ontology annotation, cellular component: external side of plasma membrane. The record is from RefSeq and is a predicted model, not a curated record. Gene Ontology annotation, biological process: cell surface receptor signaling pathway; immune response; cellular response to lipopolysaccharide. NCBI's taxonomy places the organism in Eukaryota, Metazoa, Chordata, Actinopteri, Siluriformes, Bagridae.